GGAAGGGUAUGAAACAGAUGGUUUUGAGCGCCUCGAAACAAACAUCUGGGGCUGAUCCUGUCCUUAACUUGUAACAUGAAUACGAUAUCCAUACGUGGAAAUACUCCAGAAAUGGACAAAUCCUUGAAUGUUCCCUCCUCUUUCUUCGAGGGGGUAGUUUUGUAAUCAUGAAGUAGUCGAUCCACAGAGGUCAAUUCAUUUAAGUGAACGAAAGUAGCCCGUUGAGCCAUCCCAAGAUAGCCAAGCCGUGGAUAUAAAUUCGUGCUCUUUAAAAUCAUUCGAUCUCUACCACUACAUCUGCAACUAUGCAUCACAAAUUUAAAGUUUUAGCUUUAGCAACAUCGCUCUUUUCAUCCGCCUAUGCAUCACCAACUGCAGUGAAAAGCGAAGCAAACGGCGUCAGUCUUGCCAAACGCGCGACUUGCACUCCCGCUUCUGCUGGAAAUUCCGGGACCGAUGACGUUCCAGCCAUUGCUGCCGCCAUUUCAUCAUGCGGAAGCGGUGGAGUCAUUCAAAUUCCGGCAGGCGUACAGUAUGCAAUAAAUAGUGUUGUCGACUUCACAGGCUGUGCUGGGUGCACCAUAAAUAUCGAAGGUACACUCAAAGUCUCAGACGAUUUAGACUUUUGGGAAGGGAAGCGAGCCAUAUUUUAUAUGGAUGGCAUCAACACAGCAACUAUCCAAUCCGUCACCGGGACCGGAGUGAUAGAUGGAAAUGGGCAAGCAGCAUACGAUUAUUUCGCUAUCAACUCUUCAUAUGCUCGCCCAACAUUACAUUAUAUAACCGGGGCAUCUUCCCAUAUCACCAUCAAGAACCUCAAAGUCAAGAAUCCACCCAAUGUUUUCUUUAGUGUUACAGGAGGUUCGAAAAAUGUCGCAUAUUCUGACUUGACAAUGACGGCAGCUUCAAAGUCGACAACGGCUCCAAAAAACACAGAUGGAUUCGAUGUUGGUAGCUCGACAUUUGUUACGUUGAAAAACAUCAAAGUUUCAAAUCAAGAUGAUUGCGUAGCUUUCAAGCCCGGAGCAAACUACACAACUGUGGAUACCAUUACUUGUACUGGAUCACAUGGACUCUCGGUCGGCUCCCUUGGAAACAAAGCAGGUACAACAGAUUCAGUGACAAAUGUAUACGUCACUGGAGCAACGAUGGUCAAUUCUACCAAAGCCGUUGGAAUCAAAUUGUACCCUGGAGGAAGCUCACACGGAUCAGCCAUCGUCAGGAACGUAACCUUCAACGACGUUACAGUAAAGAACAGCGAUUGGGCAGCUCAAAUUCAAAGUUGCUACAACGAAGAUGCAACUUAUUGUGCUAGCACUCCCAGCACAGCCUCCGUCACAGACGUAUAUUUCACAAAUUUCAAAGGAACGACAAGCUCAAAAUACUCUCCAGAUGUUGCGAAUCUGAACUGUCCAGGAGCUGGAACAUGUGACAUUCAUUUCUCGUCUUGGUCGGUUGCUCCAACAUCUGGUUCUGCAACUUUUCUGUGCUCAAAUGUUGAUACUUCAACGGGCCUUACCUGUACUUCUGGUGCGUCGGGAUAAAUGCUACUUUGUGGUUCUGAAAUUUGGCAAUUCGCUGUACAUAUAUUGAUAGGAAUUCAUGUCAUGAAUUAUUUUUUUGCUGCUAAAUGUUUCUUCCA
Molecule: messenger RNA, 1642 nt
Organism: Botrytis cinerea B05.10
Lineage: Eukaryota; Fungi; Ascomycota; Leotiomycetes; Helotiales; Sclerotiniaceae
Exons: 1
Coding region: 306-1544 (412 amino acids)
Biological process (GO): carbohydrate metabolic process
Molecular function (GO): polygalacturonase activity
Source: RefSeq, a predicted model, not a curated record